CCUGCUUGGGAUUGGACCAUUGCUUUUUUGUCAAACCGAAACUGUCUAACAGAAGAGGAAAAGACAACAGAAACGUUUUAAAUGUCGUUGGGUUUCCAAAGUAGAUGUUGGAGUGAAGCUGUGGGGAUUUCUGAUCAUUGAGGAAGCUCCAGUUCAUCCCAAAGUUUCAUGCAGAUUCGUGGAAUGCUGGUUUCGAUGAUAACGCUGCAAACCUGUUGAACGAGUAAAACUCAAAAAUUAUUGCAUCAUUGCUAUCUACAGUAUAUGAUGUAACUGAACAAUGGAAUGCAAACAAACUGGAAUAUCUGUUUAUCUUUCAUUGUCAUCAGCAGACAAAUGGGUGUCUUAUUUUGUAUUUUCUCAAAUUAUUCUCAAAUUCUGCAUUUGUUAAUCACUUUGGAUAAAAGCUCCAGAAUGAAUGUAAAUGUUAUCUAAACUAAAAGUUCUAUGUGAAACCACCAAGAACUUUUAUUUACAGAUUUUCUAUGAUUUUUUUACUUGUUGGCUUUCGAGCGUGGUAAGGGAUUUUUUUUUCCCUUAAACGUUUAAUAGUGUUGCAUAAUAAAAAAGAAGAACAAAAUCUUCCGGGGAGAAAGUAGGGAAUGUAAGGCAUGUUUUUUUUUUUUUUUCAUUUCUUUAUUUAUACUUCACUGCAGUUUUCAGGAGGAAGUUAUCAUUACAUUAAGACUGUAUGACUAAAAUCAUAUGACUUUAUGGAUUAAUGUCACAGGAUUUAACUGAAAAUGCAGCAUGAGCCUCUCUAUAUAUAGGGUGAGCCAUCAAGUGGACUCUAAACUUUGGUGGUUACUUUUGAGAGAAGGUGCACGAAACAAGACGAUGAAGCCUGAUGACAUUAGAUGACAGAACAUUUGAUCAGUUGAGCGGUUCGAUGUACAGUAACAUUCACUUUGACCAGAGAGCAUCAUCGGAAUCAUCAGCAGAAUCAUCAGCUGCAUCAUCAUCAUGAUGUUUAAUGGGGUUAACUCCAUGAUGAUGCUUCCAUGGAGCAAUCAUGUGGAAGGAACACCUGAGACAAAGUUCAUGACAGAAUCUCCAGCUCCCAGCUGCGUGUCCAUGAAGAGUGACCACUCCAUAGAGCAGCCUCCAAGCCUGGAUAAAGAUGGCGCCGUUCCUGAGAGCGGAUCCACUUCUGAAAAUGCCAGACCUCCGGCACCCAGCUGCGUGUCCAUGAAGAGUGACUGGUCCAUAGAGAAGCCUCCAAGCCUGCAUAUGGAACACUCUGUCCCUCAAAGCGGAUUUAAUGCAGAAAGUGCCAUAUCUCCUCAAACUGCCCGCUCUAUUGAGAGGCCUGUAAGCCUGAGUGGGGAAGAUGUAGAUCCUGAAGGCGGACAAAAACUUCAAGCAGAAGCUCUGCAGGAACCCACACUGAUGCAGAUAACCACAGACUUCCUGCUACAUUCUUCCCAACCGGUGAACGACCUUCUAUCCAGAGUCGUAAAGAGUCACAAAACCAGCAUGCGCAACAGGAACCAGAGUUUAUUCGAAGGAAUCAAAAUGCCCAGAUAUAAAACCCCUCUGAACUCUAUAUACACCCAGCUCUACAUCAUAGAGGGAGAGAGUGAAGGAGUAAAUAAUGAACACGAAGUUUUACAGAUAGAGAAAAGGUCCAGAAAACAGCACUUCCAUGACACGCCAAUCAACUGCUUAGACAUAUUUAACCACAUUCAGGACCUCAGCGGAGGAAAUGUUACGGAUAGAAGCGGCGCAGGAAUACAGAAGCUCAGAACUGUGUUAACUAAAGGAAUUGCUGGAAUUGGGAAAACCGUGUCAGUUCAAAAAUUCAUCCUGGACUGGGCAGAAGAAAAAGCAAACCCAGACAUCGAUUUCAUGUUUGUGCUUCCUUUCCGAGAGUUGAAUUUGAUUAAAGACGAAUGCUACAGUCUUCACAAACUCUUGUGCGACUUCCAUCCCGAGCUAAAGGUCUUGGACACGCACUUGUACGAGGUGUGUAAAAUCGUCUUCGUAUUCGACGGCCUGGACGAAAGCAGGCUCCCGCUGGACUUCUUAAACCAUACGAAAGUAUCUGAUGUCACAAUGACAUCAUCAGUGAGCACCCUGAUAUCAAACCUCAUUAAAGGUGACCUGCUUCCCUCUGCUCUCAUCUGGAUAACCUCCAGACCUGCGGCGGUCAGUCAGAUCCCUCGAACGUGCAUCGAUCGCGUGACGGAAAUACAGGGGUUUAGUGACACACAAAGGGAGGAGUAUUUCAGGAAGAAAAUCGCCGAGCGCGAAAACGCAGAGAAUAUAAUUUCACACAUUAAAAAGACCAGGAGUCUUUAUAUCAUGUGCCACAUCCCAGUGUUUUGUUGGAUAUUAGCCACAGUGCUACAGCAAAUUAUGAAAGAAAAUAAUCACACAGAAGUUCCUAAAACGCUCUCUGAGAUAUACGUGCACUUCCUGCUCAUUCAGAUGAACAUGAAGAACGAAAAGUAUGAAGAAAAGGAUGAAAGAGAUCCAAAGAAACUUCUGGAAACAAACAGAGCCAUAAUUUUAAAACUAGCACACUUGGCUUUUGAGCAGCUGAUGAAGGGCAACGUGAUGUUUUAUGAAGAAGACCUGACGGAGUGUGGGAUCGAUCUUACUGAGGCCUUGAUACACUCCGGGAUUUGCACUGAGAUCUUCAAAGAGGAAUCUGUGCUGUUCCAGAAGAAGGUCUUCUGCUUCGUGCAUCUGAGCUUUCAGGAGUUUUUCGCUGCUCUCUACGUGUUUUACUGCUAUCUGUCCAAGAGCAUGGAGUCAUUGCGUCAUUUCAUGGCGCCAUACCAAGAAAGAUCUGUUGACGUUCCUUUGGACGACUUGUUGCAGGUAGCAGUCGAUAAAGCCUUACACACUGACAACGGACAUUUAGACCUUUUCCUCCGUUUCCUGCUUGGCAUCUCGCUGGAGAGCAAUCAGAGACUUCUACGAGGCCUACUGACCCACACUCACAGCAGCUCGGAGAACAUCCAGAGUAUAACCAAGUACAUCAAAUGGCAGAUUCAAACCGAGGACCUUCCAAGUGACAGAUCAAUCAACUUGUUCCUGUGUCUCACUGAAAUGAAAGAUCAGUCUCUCUCUGAAGAGAUUCAGGAGUUUCUAAAGACGGAGAAGUGGUCAGAGAAGAAGCUCUCGGCCGCACACUGCACGGCAAUCGCAUACAUGUUGCAGGUCUCAGACCACGUCCUGGAGGAGCUGGACGUGAAGAAAUACAACGUGUCAGAGGAGGGAUGUAGGAGGCUGAUUUCUGCUGUGAGCAACUGCAGAAAGGCUCGACUAGCAGGCUGUUAUCUCACCUCGAGUUCCUGUGAAACCUUCACUUCAGCUCUGCAGUUAGAAAAGUCCCCCCUGAGAGAACUGGACCUCAGUAACAACAACCUGCAGGACUCAGGAGUGAAGCUGCUCGCUGAUGGACUGAAGAGCUCUCACUGUAAACUGGAGAUACUGCGACUAGCUAUUUGUAAUCUUGGAGAAAAGGCUUGUGAACAUCUGGCAUCAGCUGUCAUGCAGCCGCACUCGGCUCUGAGAGAACUGGACCUCAGUAACAACGACCUGCAGGACUCAGGAGUGAAGAUGCUCGCUGACGGACUGAAGAGCUCUCACUGUGCUCUGGAGAUACUGCGACUGUCUGGAUGUUUAAUCUCGAGUGAAGGCUGCGCUUCUCUGGCUUCAGCCCUGAGUUCGAACCUGUCACUGCUGAGAGAGCUGGACCUGAGCUACAACCAUCCAGGAGACUCGGGAGUGAAGAUGCUGUCUGCAAGACUGAAAGAUCCAGACUGCAGCCUGCAGACUCUCAGGUUGGAGCAUGCAGGCGAGAUUUGGCUCACACCUGGUCUAAGAAAAUAUGCCUGCGAGCUCACGCUGGACCCAAACACGGCACACACUCGUCUCGCUCUAUCUGAGGGGAACAGAAAGGUGACCCAUGUUAAAGACAACCAGCCGUACCCCGACCAUCCCGAGCGGUUUGAAGACUUUAAGCAGGUGAUGUGUCAACAGAGUCUGUGUGGACGCUGUUACUGGGAGGCGCAGUGGUCUGGCGGGGAAGCUGUGAUCUCCAUGAGUUAUAAAGGAAUAUGCCGGAAAGGACGCAGCGGCAAAUGCGUGUUCGGAACCACCAAGAAAUCCUGGAAGCUGGAUUGCUCGAGCAACAGCUACACCGCCUGGCACAACAAGACGAGGUCGGACAUCCCGACACCGCCGUACUGCUCUAACAGGGUAGGAGUGUAUCUGGACUCACUGGAGGGUUCUCUGUCUUUCUACAGCAUCUGUCCUGACACACACAUACUCACACACCUACACACUUACCACACCACGUUCUCAGAGCCGCUUUACGCAGGGUUUUGGGUCGAUUGUGACUCGUCUGUGAGUUUGGGUUGAGAUCAUGUUGAUCUACCCUGCGAAGUUAAAAAAAUAUUUAUUUUUAUUUAUUCUUUAUAGCACUUUUACAUAGCUCUGUUCUGAUUGGUCAAAUGGAGUUUGGUUCCAGUUACAUGCUUAUGUUAAUGCAUUUGUUAUAAUACGUUAUCUUUUAUAAAAGUAAAAGGGAUUUGUUCUUGAUGCUCGGUAUCAUUUAUUGUUCACGUCUUUUGCACAUUGUUUCAUUUCGAUGGAAAGAGAUUCCAGUGUCAUAGCUGCUGCUCAUAUUUACUCGGGGUUAACAAUGAAUCCUGGCUCUUCAUAAUCAGACGUUUCUGUUUACUCUACAUUCCUAAACAUACUUAUUUACAUAUUUGCACCAUAAACAACUCUAAAUGGAUAAAUCCAGCAUGCGACAACUUUUAAUAAAUUUGGUUUGUCUCGCACUUUCACAUCAGUGAGGAAAAAAGUUCAGGUAUUUCCUCCUGCACCCUAGAAGGUAUUAUCAUUCACAGCUUUCUGUCUUUUUUAAUUUUUUUUGCAGUUUAAAGUUUGUCGUGUAGUCGACCAGCCGUUCAGUUAUACAAAAAAAUUCCGUUAAUGUUUCAGCGUGACGGAUUUCUCCCUCGCUACAGCACACGUUUCCGUGAGGUUCGUUGUUUUAUCUCCCGACUCUCUCUACCGAGCCGAUUUUGUUAUGCGGCUCUACGUCCUGGUUUUCUCCUGAUAUCAGGUUUUCACACGCUGAUCAGUUUCUGAUUGGGUGUCUGUUACUUAGCAACCAGCUAAAAGUAACGUUCUACCAGCGUAUGGUUUCACACUGUACACGUCUGACACCACAGUGUGGAGUUAACACUGUAAAAGCUUUAGAGCAGAGUUUCAUAACCCUGGAUCUACAUUACAUGUGUGAAACCUUCCUUGACCUGGGAUUAAGAGCAGGGUUUAGAAUGUUCUUAUUUUUGUUAAGUGCAAUGUGAAAAAAGUUUUUUUUUUUUUAAUCUCCAUCAGCAGUAAUUCUCCACUGCUCUUUCAAGCACAUUUUUUCUGCUGCUUUUCAGGAGAACUUUUCCCCUUUUUGUUGAUAAGUUUGAUGUGUUAUAUAAAAUAUGUAUUAUGUAUGUGUUAUUCUUUUUGUUUACUUUUGCUUUUGGUGUCUGAGUUUUUUAGUAUUUAGAUGAAAAUGAAAUAGUAUUUAGUUUUUUUAGUAUUUUUAGGGAGGUGGACCUUCCUCAGGCUUUCACACGUGUGACGAGUGUCUGUUCAUUUGCCGUUUACUGAGUGAAACAUCUAAACACUUUUACUGUGUCUGUUACAUGUAUUGAUGAUUAUGAUGAUGCUGUCAUGAUCUACACGAAUGUAAUUAGGUCACUUUUCAACUAUUUUUGUUUAUUGUCUGUUUUUCAUUUAUUAUUGGCUACUUGUAAUGUAAAGGAGUCUGGCAUUAAAUGGCAUUAAAUAAAUUAUUUUAUUUAUA
This is a messenger RNA of Tachysurus vachellii, 5827 nucleotides long. Its product is annotated as NLR family CARD domain-containing protein 3-like. Gene Ontology annotation, molecular function: protein binding. The record is from RefSeq and is a predicted model, not a curated record. The transcript is spliced from 13 exons. NCBI's taxonomy places the organism in Eukaryota, Metazoa, Chordata, Actinopteri, Siluriformes, Bagridae. Bases 964 to 4374 code for a protein of 1136 amino acids.